This is a messenger RNA of Yamadazyma jaroonii, 477 nucleotides long. The record is from the annotation of a GenBank genome assembly. NCBI's taxonomy places the organism in Eukaryota, Fungi, Ascomycota, Pichiomycetes, Serinales, Debaryomycetaceae.
AUGUCCAAACCAUUUCAGCCAAUAAGUGACAUAAUCAAUACCACGAGUCCUCUGAAGCCUCAAUCAUUUAAUGAAUUGUAUGGUGAACCAGAGAAUUUUCUUGAGAUAGAGGUUCGUAAUCCCCAAACUCACAAUUAUGGGAGAGAGGUUUUUACAGAUUAUGAAGUUGUUUGCCGGACAAAUAUACCAUCAUUCAAGAAACGUCAAAGUCGGGUACGUAGACGAUAUUCCGAUUUUGUCAAAUUGAAACAAAUAUUAGAAACCGAAACUUCCCGAGUCAUAAUACCUUCUUUACCUGGAAAAAUUUUAUUAAAUUCCAACAAGUUCAACGAUUUAAAUAUUGAAAAAAGAAGACAAGGUUUAGAGAAAUUUUUAAGUGUUGUAAGCGGGCAUCCUUUAUUACAAACCGGCUCAACCACAUUGAUUGAUUUUGUCCAAGACGAAAAAUGGGAUCCACGACCAUUAAGUUAUUAUUAA